AUUAUUAAUGCGCAUGUCCCUAAAAUGUCAAGGCACAAAAUCCAUAGUAGUUGACAAGCAAGUAAAUGUAAUAAAUAAUGUGAUUAUAGAGCACAAAUUAAGAUAAUUUCUCUUAAAAUAUGUUGGAGUCAUUACUAGUGGAUCCAUUAGCAACACUUUACCAUGAGGAGCUGUUUCUUAUACAAUGGGUGCAAAAUUUUUUUGCGCCAGUGGGACCGUUACUGCUGCUGCUCAGCGAGCAUUUGACGCCAGCAAAAUUACUGGAUAUCUAUAUUCCAGUGAUAGGUGUAUUUAACCAACAGCUUAUGAUGCUACUUGUAGGCGCGCUAGGUGUAAUGAAUGUGCUCUCCUCUUUAAUUAAAUGGUCUGCGCCGGCAAACCGCCCUUACUGGUGGUUACGUGAGUCUAAUGACACGACUGCGUUACAGCAAUAUCAUGGCACUUGCCAAACGACAGCAGCGUUUCCCUCGAGCCAUUUGGUGUCCUUCAGCACAACUCUUUACUUGAUAGCUUUGGUCUUUUUACCCGCCUGUUGUCAGCGCCUUAAAUUGCCUAAUCGAUAUUUGAGCGCAUUUUGUAUACAAACGGUUAUACUAGGCGGCACUGCCAUGUCAAUAAGUCGCAUUUAUUUGGCAGCACAAUUUCCACAUCAAUGUCUGUUAACAUGCUUUUUCACGAUUUUCACGUUGCACACAUUCCGCAAAUAUUCCAAAAACUUGUGUAAUCUUCGUCGGUUUAAAGCAAUCCUGAUACUCGGCUGCCUUAGUUUUUCGCCGGUGUUGAUAUAUUUUGGCAUGCUGCGUAUUGACAUGGAUCCGCAUUGGUCGGUGCGCAUGGCCUUCAAGUGGUGUAUGGAUCCGACACAAAUGCGCCAUGAGGAUAGUUCAAUUUUCGUGCUGGCUCGCGAUUUUGGACAUCUUACCGGCGUAGUGCUUUCGUUGCCAAUCUAUGAAAGCUUGGAAAAUAAAACUGUUAUCACCAAACGUCUUCCAUUGCUUUUGGUGCUGGAAAUGCUCAACUACUACGCGCGUCUGGAAACGCCGAAGACUUACGGUCGGGUAGCAUUUGUGGCUUAUGAGUUUGCACGUAAUGCUAUGCAUUCGUUUACGCUUUUAAAAAUCGUGCCGAAAUUGACGACAUAAUGAAGAACUCUCGAAAAUAAUUAUAUACUUACAUAUCGUCACCUAAAAUGCAAAAUAACGUAACAACAUUUUCGAAAAUUUACAGUGGCGUGAAUGAAACACGAAAUAAAAUGGAACACGCGUGAAAAAAAUUUUUAAUUUUGUUUAAAACUAGUUCAUAUAUGAGUGCAGAACCUGAAAAUGUUGGACAUAUGUAUGUAAUAUUAUGUGUGGAAUUUGAAGAAGUGAAUCGCUAUCAAUAGGAUACUCGAAUUUUUUGAUGAUUCGUUAUUUUGCAUUUUAGGUGACGAUAUAUUCUAUUGUAAAGUAUUUUUGUUCAAUUGUUGUCAGUAUUUUAGAUAAACUUCGGUAAAAUUUAGAAAAUUGAAAAUUAGCUGCCUAAUUCAAAACUAAAUAGGAAAAAAAAUAAAAAUAUAAGUAUUAGCCUCAACUGUAAAACCAAAAAUGUUUAAUUAACCAAAAGCAGCAAUAAAUCCUAAACUAAUCUGACUAUCCAAAUUUGUCGAACGAGUCAUCGAGGUCAUAGAAACUUAAGCGCUUAAUGCGAACUUUAUGCUGCACUGACAUCCACUUUUUGGAUUAUGAUUAUAAAAAAAAAUUAAAUUAGCUCAAGAUUUAAAUUUGCCGCCAUUUAUGUGGGAAAGUUGACAACCUUAAAAAAACAAAUCGACAGCUGACAGUUUAGGCUUGGUAAAAAUCCAGCGUUACUCAAUAGAACAACGUGUAUUAUACAACAAUAUUUGAAAAAUAAUGGCUUGACGGCCAUAGUUCGAAAAUUUCAUGCCAAAUAUGCCCGAAAUAGUGCUUUAACUUUGUCAACAGUGAUUGAAAUUGAAAAACCCUGGGAGACAGGAUCUGUUGGAGACGCCAAACACACUGGUCGUGCAAAAACAUAUCGUUCAAAUCACAAUAUCAAAGCAGUGCGUGAGAGUGUUGGUGUCAAUACAAAAUCCUCAAUUCGAUUUACUUUUAUGGGGCUACUUAAAAUCACAGUUCAAUUUAUUGCAACAAGCCCUCAAUCACAAGUGCUUGAAAGGAGGAAGAGUCAACGUUGCAUCAAUGAAAUUCAACAACAAUUAUACAGAAUAGUUAUGGAACAUUUCGACAAACGAGUGCGUAUAUGUAUGGAAAGCUGUGGACGCCAUUUGGCCGAUGUUUUAUUCCAUAAACAAACUUAUCCUAUAUACUUUAUGAUUCAAGAAAAAAAAAAGUACAAUCGAAAGAAUAAAAACUGUUUUUUCUAUUUAAUUCCAA
Messenger RNA from Bactrocera neohumeralis, 2396 nucleotides. RefSeq names its product glucose-6-phosphatase 2 (gene G6P). Gene Ontology annotation, molecular function: glucose-6-phosphatase activity. Lineage: Eukaryota; Metazoa; Arthropoda; Insecta; Diptera; Tephritidae. The record is from RefSeq and is a predicted model, not a curated record. The transcript has 5 exons. Bases 120 to 1142 code for a protein of 340 amino acids. Gene Ontology annotation, biological process: gluconeogenesis; glucose 6-phosphate metabolic process. Gene Ontology annotation, cellular component: membrane.